AUGAAGGUCGACUCGCUGUGGACAUGCCUGUCGUACGUCUUUGAAUUACUGAGCGGCAACACAGUCCAGGACCAGCUUCCCUUGGGCCAAGGUCAUACUAGCAAUGUCGUCUCCCAUGUUGACAACAUUGGUUCUGAACCAUUGAUGUUUGAGGCCCCAAGGGAUCCACGAACUGGGGAGGGAUUUAUCUGCGAGUACCCAAGAAUGCGGGGCUACAGAAAAUGCCACGAAAAUGACAAGCACUGCUGGAUCAAAUCCCAUGAUGGACGCCGGAAAUUCGAUAUCAAUUCAGAUUACGAGAACCCUAAAGAGGUUCCGUUGGGGAUAACGCGGAGGUUUGAAUUAGAUAUUGGGGAAAUGCCACUGUCCCCUGACGGAGUUACCAUGGAGCAUGGCAAGGUUUUCAACCGACAAUAUCCUGGGCCUUGGAUUCAGGCUUGUUGGGGGGACACAAUCGAGGUGACCGUCACCAAUAAGCUUCAGUACAACGGAACAUCGGUUCAUUUUCAUGGAAUUAGACAGCUUAAUACUCCCCAUAUGGAUGGUGUCAAUGGCAUCACGCAAUGCCCCAUCGCUCCUGGAGACACCUUUACCUACAAGUUCCGUGCUCUGCAAUAUGGCAGCAGUUGGUAUCAUAGUCACUACUCGCUACAGUACGGCGAUGGAAUGCUUGGACCUAUGACAAUUUACGGCCCUACGACUGCCCAAUAUGACCUUGAAGGAGCUCUCGAGCCUAUUCUGAUGACCGAUUGGAACCACCGUUCAGUCUUCGAGGCAAAAACUGGUGCUGCUCCUAAAAUGACAAACAUCCUUCUAAACGGCAACGGUCAAUACGGGUCGGGACCAGAUCGACCAGAAAAAUUCAACAUGACAUUUGAAGAGGGAAAGAAAUACUUGCUGAUUCUAAUAAAUACCGCUGUGGACACGACAUUUAUCUUCUCAAUUGACGAACAUCUCCUCCAGGUUGUUGAAACUGACUUCGUUCCCAUCGUGCCAUACUAUAGAGAGAAACUCCGGAUUGGUAUUGGUCAACGCUACCAUGUCAUCGUCCAUGCCAAACCCAGAAAUCCCGCGAGGCAUAACAAUUACUGGAUCAGGACCAUACCGGCGAGACAAUGUUCGAAGUUUGCUUGCGGGCCCGACGAAAAAAUGGGUAUUUUGCGAUAUAACACAACUAAGCCUGACAGCGACAAAGAUCCACUGAGCACACCCUUUCUCUUUGACAUACAGUGUGCCGAUGAGCCUUACGAAGAAAUUAUCCCGUGGAAGAAAUGGAGAGUUGGAAAUCCAGCUAAUAACGACUUAACGAAGACAGAGUUUCAGGUCUCUUUGAAAAACUCGUCAGGAGUGCCCUAUGUGCCUGACAAGCGUUUGCUGCGAUGGGACAUGCACCUGGACCCAUUCCGGAUCAACUUCAGCGAUCCAACGAUCUUAUCGCUCGAGCGUGAAACCUGGCCGCGAUAUACCGAUGUGGUUACGGUGGACACGCCGGACGAUGGGGAAGACCAUUGGAUCUGGCUCCUCAUCACUGCUCCGUAUGGCAUCCCUUCUGAGGGCGGGGAGCGUAUGUUUGUACCUGCGGCUCAUCCAAUGCAUCUCCACGGGCAUGACUUCGCUCUUCUGAGGCAGUCAACCACUUCUUGGGAGGACGACAAGCAUAACUUUACUCUUGAUUGCUCAGACGAGCGGGUCAAAUGCGAUAACCCACCUCGCCGCGACGUGGCCCUAUUGCCAGCAUACGGGUAUCUCAUCAUCGCCUUCAAGGCUGAUAAUCCAGGCAAGCUCCCCCAUCUCUAG
This is a messenger RNA of Venustampulla echinocandica, 1797 nucleotides long. RefSeq lists its product as uncharacterized. The record is from RefSeq and is a predicted model, not a curated record. The transcript has 10 exons. Gene Ontology annotation, molecular function: oxidoreductase activity; copper ion binding. The coding region runs from base 1 to 1797 and encodes 598 amino acids. Lineage: Eukaryota; Fungi; Ascomycota; Leotiomycetes; Helotiales; Pleuroascaceae.